Molecule: messenger RNA, 1932 nt
Organism: Trifolium pratense (red clover)
Lineage: Eukaryota; Viridiplantae; Streptophyta; Magnoliopsida; Fabales; Fabaceae
Product: plant-specific TFIIB-related protein 1
Exons: 3
Coding region: 109-1638 (509 amino acids)
Biological process (GO): DNA-templated transcription initiation; transcription preinitiation complex assembly
Cellular component (GO): nucleus; transcription preinitiation complex
Molecular function (GO): TBP-class protein binding
Source: RefSeq, a predicted model, not a curated record
AAUCUCAACCGAUAAUUUGAGAUACUAGAAAUCAUUGGCUAACUUGAGUGGAUAGAGAUAACUAUAUAAGAGAACACAAGAAGAAAAGCAACGGAAAAACAAAAGAAAAUGAAGUGCCCAUACUGUUCGGCGGCGCAAGGUCGUUGCGCCACAACGACCACCGGAAAAUCCAUCACAGAAUGCACAUCUUGCGGCCGCGUCGUAGAAGAACGACAAUCCCAUCCUCACCACGUAUUCCACCUCCGCGCCCAAGACAAUCCCCUAUCUCUAGUCACAUCAGAUCUCCCUCUCCCCACACUCAACCAAGAACAACACACCACCGCCGCCACCACCACCACCACAAACAACGACGAUGAAGAAGACCCGUUCGAACCCACGGGUUUCAUAACUUCCUUCUCUACAUGGUCUUUAGAGCAUAAUCCACUUUACCUUCAAUCAUCACUCUCUUUCUCUGGCUAUCUUGCUGAACUCGAACGCACUCUUGAAUCAUCUACUUCUGCUUCGUCUUCUAGUGUUGUUGUUGAUAAUCUUAGGGCUUAUAUGCAGAUUAUCGAUGUUUCUUCGAUACUUGGAUUAGAUUGUGAUAUUUCUGAUCAUGCUUUUCAAUUAUUUAGGGAUUGUUGUUCUGCUACUUGUUUGAGAAAUCGUAGUGUUGAAGCUCUUGCUACUGCUGCUCUUGUUCAAGCUAUUAGAGAAGCUCAAGAACCUAGAACUCUUCAGGAAAUUUCAAUUGCAGCCAAUGUGGCGCAAAAGGAAAUUGGGAAAUAUAUCAAGAUAUUGGGAGAAGCUUUACAGCUAAGUCAACCUAUUAACAGCAAUUCUAUAUCAGUUCAUAUGCCAAGAUUUUGCACUCUUCUUCAGCUCAAUAAAUCUGCUCAGGAACUGGCUACUCACAUAGGAGACGUUGUGAUCAACAAAUGCUUCUGCACUCGCAGGAAUCCAAUUAGCAUCUCAGCUGCCGCUAUAUAUUUGGCUUGCCAACUAGAAGACAAACGCAAAACCCAGGCCGAAAUUUGUAAAGUAACCGGUCUUACUGAAGUCACUCUCCGUAAAGUGUACAAAGAAUUACUGGAGAAUUGGGAUGAUUUACUUCCCUCUAAUUACACCCCAGCUGUUCCGCCGGAGCGGGCAUUUCCCACAACCUUAAUUGCUUCUGGACGUUCUUCAACAACUAAGGUUGAUGCUAUAGAGGUUAGCUCUUCUCUGGACUCAGAAAAUUUGCCGGAAUUGAAACCAAACAAACCUAAUGAGGUGUCAGUCGUGGUCCAUCAGUCAAGAGGAAAGGAUGAGGCCGAUGGUAAAAGCAAUGCUCAUGCAACCCAUUCCACAGCUAUUCAACAGUCAACUUUUUGGCAAUCCCAACAUCCCAGUGCGACACAAAAUCAUCAAAAUCAGAAUAUUUUAGAAUCAAUGGAUAUUGAUACGUUGCAAUGCAACCACCAACAACCUGAAUCAAUGGUAGAUGUCACAAAUGGUCCUGCUACAGCUAGUUCUCUAAAAUCAAGCCAACUUUACAGUCCUCCUGCUUCGAGUUCAAGCUCUAUUAUGAGAUCGUUUUCAGUUCCUCCUUCAUCUGCUCCUCCAAAUAAUCGACUACUGCAAUCCUCUAAGACAAUGCCAGGUUUUCCAGAGUACUGAGAUGAGUUCCUUCACUUUCCUGUAGGUUACUAACAUAACUCAGUCAGAUAAAUGAAAUGAGUAGGUUUCUUCAGGAGUAUACUAUUGUAUAUAUAUGUAUUGUGUCAUUUGGUUUAUUUCUGAGGUGUAAAUUUUGUUGACUGCUGGAAUUGUUCAUCCCCUACCAUAAGACCCGAUUUAACGCUAACUUGCAUCAUAUUUGCAUUGGAUUUCAUUCCUCAAAACAAGGUAGAUUUGCUUUGAAUGUGAAAACAUUGGAUUCUUGUGUUUUUAUUUUUGGAAUUUGUUUUCUCA